Messenger RNA from Penaeus monodon (black tiger shrimp), 390 nucleotides. RefSeq lists its product as uncharacterized. The record is from RefSeq and is a predicted model, not a curated record. The transcript is spliced from 2 exons. Lineage: Eukaryota; Metazoa; Arthropoda; Malacostraca; Decapoda; Penaeidae. Bases 1 to 390 code for a protein of 129 amino acids.
AUGAACAUCUUCGAUCUGGGUGCUUCACUGCCCACACACAUGAAAACACCUGAAAAGAUCCUAUUUUUGCUAAUAGCUGAGAUAUUUACCUGGCACAUAUACCUGAAAAGAAGGCAGGCCAACCAAGGGGCUAGCCCAAAUGCUCCCUCUUCCCAUACAAAUGCACUUAGUAGAAGUAAUAAAAAUGCCCAUGGUAUUGGCACAGAGUUAACAUGGGAUGAAAAGCUCAUGGCUGGUGUUGAAGGCUGGGAAGUUGGCAAGCAUUAUGGGGAGCCCAUUUACAAGACUGUCCCCAGUGACCGCUUCAUCGACCCCAUCGUGCAGGAGUACUAUGCCCACGGCCCCACCCGUUCCUUCACACGACAUUCACUCUUCUCCCUCUGGUCAUAA